AUGGCAAAUCCAGUAAAACUUAUUCGUGUAUCCCCUUCGUCUCCGCGUAUAUAUAUAUGUAUCUACUCCACGGUGAGAAUUUCUAUCGAGGAGGAAGGGGGAGGAGAGGGAAAAGGGAAAGGAGACAGGAAUGCAUUGUAUGUAUUUAAGGGUUAG
Messenger RNA from Histoplasma mississippiense, 156 nucleotides. RefSeq lists its product with no specific name. The coding region runs from base 1 to 156 and encodes 51 amino acids. Lineage: Eukaryota; Fungi; Ascomycota; Eurotiomycetes; Onygenales; Ajellomycetaceae. The record is from RefSeq and is a predicted model, not a curated record. The transcript is spliced from 3 exons.